AUGUCUCCUCCGUCCCCCGGUGUUUGGUGUAUUAGCACGGCGGAGCUGGUACUGAUGCUGCCGGAGAGCAACGCAUCUUCGGACGGACACCAACCACCAACGCCUUUGGGCCGUAGUAAGCGGGGCGCAUGCGGCACGGGGGGAUUCUGGGUAGUGAUGUUCUGGUGGCGCGGCAAAUCUGGAUUUGUUUUCAACAAGUCAAUUUCAGACUGUGAAAAUAUCUUUACUAACAAAACUGAACAAGACUCAAGAAAGACCUGCAUUUUGUCAAACGUUAAUACAAACCACAGUGGAUGGUACUUUUGCAAAGUCACAACAGAGAUUCCCAGUUUAACAGAAAUUCACAGCAAUGGAACAGAAGUAAAUGUUUGGCAAACUUUUCCUCCCGCAGACCCUCCUGCCCUGAGUGACAACUGGUGGAUAUGGGUGGUGUUGGGAGCAUCCUCUUUCAUCCUGUUCAUCCUGACGGUCACAUGUGUCCUGCUCUCAAGAAGACAAGAAAAUAGAGAAGAGCCCAUCUAUGCAAACACCCCCAACAAACAGCCUUCACCUCGGCCGUCCAUGAGCGCAGCAGCGGUCAGCCUGAAGGCAGCUUCUUCCUUUCAAGACCCGCGGACCCCGAGUCCUGCCAGCAGAUACGACGAAGGCAAACGGAGAUAUAGACACUGAACAAGUCACGGACCUCACAAACUAAUGCCAGCAAAGGUCCUCACAGCUAAUUUCACCGGGACACUGAAAGAAACUUUCCCCUUUCAUUAUUGUCGGAUCUACAUUUUGUUCAUCUGGAUUACUGGUUUAGGGUUUUUUCAUUCAAACUGUACGUUUUUUAAAAUGCGCAGGUGAAGUAGCUUUUAUGAGCCACUAGAUGGCAGAUGAUGAAUGCGGUGUGAAUGUGUAAAUUCAUGGUUUUGUUCCCUUAAUUUUUGUAUUGUAUUACUUAAUAUUGAAUAUGAUGAAUACUGAAUAUUUGGAAAUGUUUUCAAUAGCUUUUGAAUGGAGUAUGGAGAAGAUUUAUACACAAAUAUGUGUAUUUUUGUAUAUUUUUUUUA
This is a messenger RNA of Pundamilia nyererei, 1049 nucleotides long. RefSeq lists its product as uncharacterized. The record is from RefSeq and is a predicted model, not a curated record. NCBI's taxonomy places the organism in Eukaryota, Metazoa, Chordata, Actinopteri, Cichliformes, Cichlidae. The transcript is spliced from 4 exons. The coding region runs from base 1 to 669 and encodes 222 amino acids.